Dermacentor andersoni is the source of this 2987-nucleotide messenger RNA. RefSeq lists its product as uncharacterized. Lineage: Eukaryota; Metazoa; Arthropoda; Arachnida; Ixodida; Ixodidae. The record is from RefSeq and is a predicted model, not a curated record.
ACUAUAGUGUGACGUCAUGUUAGCUUUGUUUAAUUUUACAGUUAAUAAUUUUAUGUGACUUUGUCUAGUCAAAACAUAGCCAAAGCAAGUUACUUUUGUGGCCUAUAAAUGGUGGCACCCUAAUCCGAAACACUGUAGUCCGAAGUGAAGUCUGCAGACCCUCUAAACAUGGAUGGAAAAGAACUAUCUGAGCCAGCAGCCUUACUGCCAAAAGUCGUCUGCGUAACCACAUUGGCAGACAGCAUUGAAACUUCAGGAGACGCAGCCACCAUGGGUAGUGACCCAAGUAUCUUCGAUGGCGCUAUACGAGCUCCACUGAAAAAGCCUAACGGGAGCGUCAGCCGGUGCUAUGAGUGUAGUGUGUGUGGGCGGCGUUUUGUGAACAGGAAGGCUGCUAAAAAUCACCUUGUCUUGCACACGGAUGAGAUGAAAUACACCUGCACCGUCUGCAACUUAAAGUUCGCCCAAAGGCCCGCUCUCUUCAAACACCAACGCGUCCACACCGGUGAGAUGCCGUAUACAUGCCAAGUCUGCCCGUCCAAAUUCUGCCAUAAGGCAUCUCUUGACAGACACAAGCAGUUACAUGCUAGUGGAGUUGACCUGUUCCCCUGCGACGAGUGCGGGAAGACCUUCAAGCACAAGGGUAACCUACAGCAGCACCUGAAGUGGCACAAAAUGGAGAAGCCAUACAAGUGCCAACUGUGCCCGGCCGCCUUCGCAUUGAAGUUGCGUCUGGAUAGCCACAUGCUCAAGCAUACGCGUGACAGAUCAUACAGCUGCCCUUUGUGCCAGAAAUGCUUUGCCUCACGGAAUUGCCUCACAAUGCACAUGCGCUGGCUUCAUGACAGAGUAGAGACGGCUGCAGUGAAUGGGAACACCAGGGCUGAGAUCACGUCGCCAAGCAGCCCUUCGUCUACACUGCCAUCGGGCCCCCUAGACAUGGAAGGAAAAGAACCAUCUGACUCAGCAUCCCUGCCACCAAGAAUCAUUGUCAUAAACCUACAAACAAGCAGCACUGAAACUUCAAAGGAUGCAGCCAUUAUGGAUAGCGACCCAGGAGUAUCUGCUGGCAUUGUAGGAACCCCAGUGAAGAAGCCCCGCAGGAGUGUCGGCACGAGCCACGAGUGUAGUGAGUGCGGGCAGCGCUUUACUAGGAGGGAGUCUCUGAAAUAUCACCUGGUCUUGCACACGGGCGAGAAGAAGUACGCCUGCCCCAUCUGUGGCCGGAAGUUUGCCUUGAGGGCCAGUGUCGUCAGGCACCAGCACGUUCACACGAGUGAGAUGCGGCAUGCAUGCCCACAGUGCCCGUCCAAAUUUCGUAAGAAGAGGUCGCUCGAGACGCACCUGCGGUUACACGUGAACGGAGUGAAUUUGUGUCACUGCUCCGAGUGCGGCAAGUCCUUCAAGCAGAUGAAGACCUUGCAGUGGCACCUCAAGUGGCACAACAGAACAAAGCCGUACACAUGCCACCUGUGCCCAGCUGCUUUCAUGGACAACAGUGCUCUGGCCAGGCAUGCGAUGGUGCACACAGGUGAAAGACCACACACCUGUCCUGUGUGCCAGAAACGCUUUGCCUUGAAGAACAACCUCAAAUCACACAUGCGCCUGAUACACGGUGGAGUUGAGGCCACUGUGGUGAGUGCUGACAGCGGGGUGGAAAUUACGAUACCAAGGAGCCCUCUGAACACGCUGCCUCCUGUCGUGUCAAGCAUUGACAUCAAGGUGGAGCCAAGUAGCCCUCCGAGCACGCCACCUCCUGUUGUGACAAGUGUUGACAUCAAGGAGGAGAUUGUGCUACCACAUAGCCCUCCACCUUCGCUGCUUCCUAUUGUGACGAGUGUUGACGUCAAGGAGGAGAUAGUGCUACCGCAUAGCCCUCCAUCUUCGCUGCUUCCCGGACCUCUAGACAUGGAUGGAAAGGAACUAUCUCAGCUAGCAGCCCAGCUGUCAAGCACCACCUUCAUGACUCCACAGACCAGCAGUACAAACUUCGAGAGACACAGCCAUCAUGGAGACUGAUGCAGGAAUCCCUGGCAGUACCAUUUCAACUCCAGCUACGCAGGUUAACAAAGGCAUCAGCGUGAACGAAUCCCACAAGUGCAAUGUGUGCAGGCAUUGUGUCACGCACAUGUGUGACGAGGAAGACGCUAGCCCCAUUUGUGAGCAGACGCUUACCCCAGAGCACUCGCUCACGGCCCAACAACUCGCGCAAUCUGAUGGCAAGGAGCGGUUCACCUCUCAUGCACAAUAGCACUCACAUGGACUAGAGCCUGUUCGUGUGCAAAGAGUUACAAGUCAUAUGCUGAUGCAUAUCAGCAGGCGAGAGGCUGCACAAGUGCAACAUGUAGUCUGCAUUUCAUGCAUAAGGCAAUGUUAAAUCACCAUCUCCACACUCACAUGCUCGAGAAGCCAUACAAGUCUGAGCUGUGUCCAUCUGCUUUCUGUCACAAGAGGUCACUGGACAGUCACAAGCAGCUGCAUGCAUGUGGAGUGGACCUAUGCCACUGCCACGAGUAUGGCAAGACUUUUGCGGAGAGGGAAGCCUUGGAGCAGCACCUGCAGUAGAAUGCAACCUUAAAGCCUCACAUAUAUUACCUUUGUUUGGCUGAGUUGAUAGAGAGCACUGUCUGAAUGUGCACAUGCGUACACACACGGGCAAGAAACCAUACAAGUGCUCCAUUUGUGAAAAGGCCUUUGCCUUGUCCUGUGACCUUGUGAACUACAGGUGUCAUGUGCACAAUGGAGUGAAGUUCAGAAUGAUGGGUGUUGGCCACAGUCCAAUGCUUUCACCACCAAGAAGCUGUUCCAGCAUAUGUCACCUCCUGCACGUGUAAAAACUGAAGAUCUUGAAUACCUCUCGGGGAUGGACGAUCUGAUUACAGGUAAUGUGCAGUUGUGAUUAGCUGCCACUGUCUGCUUGGCUUUAUUAAACAGUGCAAAUGUCUACCAGAAUAUGUACAGUAUUGAACAAAAUGAUAUAUUUCGCA